Molecule: messenger RNA, 732 nt
Organism: Planococcus citri (citrus mealybug)
Lineage: Eukaryota; Metazoa; Arthropoda; Insecta; Hemiptera; Pseudococcidae
Gene: RpL14
Product: ribosomal protein L14
Exons: 4
Coding region: 157-681 (174 amino acids)
Biological process (GO): ribosomal large subunit biogenesis; translation
Cellular component (GO): cytosolic large ribosomal subunit; ribosome
Molecular function (GO): RNA binding; structural constituent of ribosome
Source: RefSeq, a predicted model, not a curated record
AAAAGCCCAAAAGCAGAGAUAAAAUCGAAGCAUCGGAAACCGAAUGUGUUUGAGGAUCCACGUUGUGGAAUGGUAGUUUUCUCGUUUAUAAAAUACUUUUAAAAAGUAAUUCCAUCAUUAUUUUUAUACCGAUUUCAGUUUCGCUAAAAAGUUAAAAUGCCGUUCAAACGUUUCGUUCAGACGGGACGAAUCGUCUAUAUCACCGAUGGACCAUACAAAGGCAAAACCGCCGCAAUCGUGGAUUGUGUUGAUCAGAAAUCGGUUUUAGUUGACGGACCCGAGACCAAUGUCCCCAGACAAAAAUUACGCCUCAAUCAAUUGCACUUGACGAAAUUCAGAAUCAAUUUCCCAUUCAAUGGACCCACCAGAGUUGUACGUAAAGCCUGGAAAACCGACGAAAUUGACGCUAAAUGGGCCAAAAGUCGCUGGGCUGAACGUGCCAGUAACAAACAAACGCGUGCCGAAUUAACCGACUUCGAUAGAUUCAAAUUGAAACGUGCCCGUUCGAUUAGAAAUAAGAUCAGAACCGAAGAAUACCAGAAAUUGUUGAAAAGGGUGUACAACCCGAUUAGGAAAAGUCUACAGAAGAAACGUGUUAAGAAGAGGGCAUUGUUGAAAAGCAGAAAAACGAAAGGUAAAACCGCCGCUGCAUCGAAAGGAAAGAAGGCUGUAAAGAAGUAAUUCGUUAAGUGCUGGUUUUUACUUUUAAUAAAUAGAGGUUUAAAAAACAAA